CCGCUCGCCGUAGCGCCUUAGCCCGCUCGAGUUUCAAUACGCGUUGUUUGACGAAGCGGAGUCCUAUACACGGCCCGCUGCUCUCCUGAUCAUGGCUUCUCCGAGUUCCUUCACCUACUACUGCCCUCCAUCUUCUUCCCCUGUUUGGUCAGAGCCGCUGUACAGUCUGAGGCCCGAGCACGCGCGGGAGCGGUUGCAGGACGACUCGGUGGAAACAGUCACGUCCAUAGAACAGGCAAAAGUAGAAGAAAGGAUCCAAGAGGUCUUCAGUUCUUACAAGUUCAACCACCUUGUACCCAGGCUUAUUUUGCAGAGGGAGAAGCACUUCCAUUAUCUGAAAAGAGGCCUUCGACAGCUAACAGAUGCCUAUGAGUGUCUGGAUGCCAGCCGCCCAUGGCUCUGCUACUGGAUCCUGCACAGCUUGGAGCUGCUAGAGGAACCCAUCCCCCAGAUGGUGGCCACAGAUGUUUGUCAGUUCCUGGAGCUGUGUCAAAGUCCAGAAGGUGGCUUUGGAGGGGGCCCUGGCCAGUACCCACACCUGGCACCUACGUAUGCCGCUGUCAAUGCACUCUGCAUCAUUGGCACUGAGGAGGCGUAUGAUGUCAUUAACAGAGAGAAGCUUCUGCAGUACUUGUACUCACUCAAGCAACCUGAUGGUUCUUUUCUUAUGCAUGUUGGAGGUGAGGUGGAUGUGAGAAGUGCAUACUGUGCCACCUCGGUAGCUUCUCUGACCAACAUCAUCACUCCAGACCUCUUUGAGGGCACUGCUGAAUGGAUAGCAAGGUGUCAGAAUUGGGAAGGUGGAAUUGGCGGGGUGCCAGGGAUGGAAGCCCACGGUGGCUAUACUUUCUGUGGCCUGGCUGCACUGGUCAUCCUCAAGAAGGAACGCUCCUUGAACUUGAAGAGCUUAUUACAAUGGGUGACAAGCCGGCAGAUGCGGUUUGAAGGUGGAUUUCAGGGCCGCUGCAACAAGCUGGUGGACGGCUGCUACUCCUUCUGGCAGGCGGGACUCCUCCCCCUGCUCCACCGUGCACUGCACACUCAAGGUGACCCUGCCCUCAGCAUGAGCCACUGGAUGUUUCACCAGCAGGCCCUGCAGGAGUACAUCCUCAUGUGCUGCCAGUGCCCUGCCGGGGGGCUUCUGGAUAAGCCUGGCAAGUCGCGGGACUUCUACCACACCUGCUACUGCCUGAGUGGCCUGUCCAUAGCCCAGCACUUCGGCAGUGGAGCCAUGUUGCACGAUGUGGUCCUGGGGAUGCCUGAAAACGCUCUGCAACCCACCCACCCUGUGUACAAUAUUGGACCGGAUAAGGUGAUCCAGGCCACUAUGCACUUUCUGCAGAAGCCAGUCCCAGGCUUUGAAGAGCAUGAGGAUGAAGCAACAGCAGAGCCUGCCACUGACUAGAGGACACAGGCGCCAGGCUCUGUGCACACCCUCCUCCCCAGUCAGGCCGAGGCAGUCUGCGGCACAAGCCCUGGUCACUGUGGAGCUGUGAUUCUUUGUCCCUUCUUGUCAAACAAAACAAAACUGACGGAUCUGGGUUUGUGGAGAGCACAGUGGCAUGGUUUUUAAAAAUUCUUUCCGUAUCUGUAAAACCAAAAAUCUGUCAGUCCUGGCAGCCUGGUUGGGGAACAGUUCAUGCUGGGCAGAGCAGCCCCUCCCUGCCAGCUCCCCACCAGCUCUCCUGCCCUAGAGUCUUACUGAAAUGAAUGACGCCCAUGAGUGUUACAGCUUCCAGGACCAUUGCUGCGAUUCCCACCUGCAUGUCCCCAUUAAACCACCAGGAAGGUGCCCUUCUGUGGGUGGAAUAAGUCUGCUUUACACUAGGGUACUUUGGGUCCCACCAAAAUAAGUUCUCAGAAAAAAGCCAAGUUGGGUCUUCACUAGGGUGGGGCUGAGGCACUCACCUUCAGUCCUGGUCAUUUGCAAGGGAAAGAAGCCAGGUAGGGGAGAAAGACCUCCCUGAAGUGCAGGGCCCUGCCCCAACACUGGAGAACUGGCCCUAGGUGAGGUUUGGUGCUUGGAUAGGAUGUGCCUCAGCCCGAGGUGUGCUGACUUAGACCCAGGAAAGCAAUUAUGAGUGGAAAAUGAACCAUUAGUUCGACUCUGUGCCAGAGGAAGCAGCCCCACACCGCCCUCUUACCGCCCCAUCAUGAACCGUGAUGCACCCACCCCUCUGAUAGCUCCGGGGCAGCGCCCUCAGCCCCUGCCUAUCUGCCUGUUACCAUCCCUGCCAGACUUGCAGCCCACCCUCCUCCAAGACAGUGUUGUCUUCUUCACCCAGAGUAUUAACACUACUAAGUCUUUCACCUAAAUUUCUGACUCAGGAUUUACUCACGUCCUGCCCACUCCAGACUCACAGAAAUAAAAUCAAGUGGUAGACACCAGGGCUGCUGCUAAGGCAGUAGCCUGGUACCAGGCGGGCAGGGCUGUGCAGCCCACAGAGCCCUUUCUGUCAGUGGGGUGUUGAGUUAGUUCUCUGUCCACUGCUGGUCACCGCAAGCUCCACCUCCCAGACCCAGCUCCUUACUGGCUGUGGGCAGGCAGGAGCUUGGGGACGCAGCAUGAGGCUCCUCUCAAAAACUGGUCAUUUGCUGCCUCUAAUUCCCUGUUGCUUUGGCAUCUCGGGCUAUGUAUUACCUCCUUGAAAUAAAAAAGUAACAUUUUC
Molecule: messenger RNA, 2669 nt
Organism: Condylura cristata (star-nosed mole)
Lineage: Eukaryota; Metazoa; Chordata; Mammalia; Eulipotyphla; Talpidae
Product: protein farnesyltransferase subunit beta
Exons: 12
Coding region: 92-1405 (437 amino acids)
Biological process (GO): protein farnesylation
Cellular component (GO): protein farnesyltransferase complex
Molecular function (GO): protein farnesyltransferase activity
Source: RefSeq, a predicted model, not a curated record